AUGCGCUCAUUGGGAGCUCUGAGCGUGGCGCUGCACGCAUCUCUGCUGGUGCUGCUGGCUCAGGGGAUUCAUAAAGCCAGAGAUGGAGUUUAUAUGAGGUCGCUGCAUCGUUAUUCUCUGAUGGACCGAUCAACCGGGUAUCACCUGCCUACCUAUAUGGUGCAUCUCUACAGGAAUUUCAAGUCAAACUUUUCCAGACCUACGGAUAUUAUGGAGCAAGAUGCCGCAAAGCAAGCAGACACCGUGAAGAGUGUGAUGGCUAAAGGUUUGGUGUACAGACAUAGGCGCUGGGUGGCGACCUUUGACCUUCACGCCUUGCUGGCUGACAAACAGAUCCAGGCUGCAGAGCUGAGAAUCAAGCUUCCUCGGACAUCAAGUGCUUCCAACAUCUCUGUGGAGGUCUAUCACCAGCACGGCCAGACGUGCCAUACGCACAAAAGCUGCCAAGAACAGCAGCUGGUGGGUCUGCUCACUGAAUCAUCACUGGUCACUUCAUCACAGAGCUGGAAAGUGUUCAACAUGACAAGUCCUCUCUUGAGCUGGCUCAGACAGAGAUCGACAGCAAGAAUCCGACACAAGCGAGUGUCAAGAAGAAGGAAAGCGGUGAAGACAAAGAGAGGCCUGUCGCUUCCUGAUCAGCCUAUCCAUGUGGCGAGCUCCAGAAGAGAGCAGGAUGUGAGUGACCGGGCCUUGUUGGUUGUCUUCUCGCACACUGGCUCUGAUGAAAACUCAAAAGCCAAAGCAAGCUUACUCCAAACAGCUGAACAAUCCAAGUUCUUGUCCCCCGCUGAAAUCAAAAAGAACCACCGGCCAAAGAGACGCAGGAGCAAACGGGGUCAGAGAGAGCAAACAGCGAGAAGCCCACACAUGUCCAGAAGAGGGAGUGAAAAACCUCUUUGUCGCAGAGUCGACAUGCAUGUAGACUUUAAUCAAAUUGGCUGGGGGUCCUGGAUCAUCUUUCCUAAAAGAUAUAAUGCCUACCGCUGUGAAGGUUCCUGCCCCGGUCCUCUGGGAGAAGAUCUAAAUCCAACAAAUCAUGCAUAUAUGCAGAGUUUAUUGAAACAUUACUAUCCUGACAGAGUGGCAUCGCCCUGCUGUACCCCCACCAAAAUGAGUCCAUUAAGCAUGUUGUACUAUGAGAAUGGAGAAAUGCUCCUUCAACAUCACGAAGACAUGAUUGUGGAUGAGUGUGGCUGCCAGUGA
This is a messenger RNA of Scomber scombrus (Atlantic mackerel), 1203 nucleotides long. It is a transcript of the gene ndr2, whose product is annotated as nodal-related 2. Gene Ontology annotation, biological process: SMAD protein signal transduction; BMP signaling pathway. NCBI's taxonomy places the organism in Eukaryota, Metazoa, Chordata, Actinopteri, Scombriformes, Scombridae. Gene Ontology annotation, molecular function: growth factor activity; type I activin receptor binding; cytokine activity. The transcript has 3 exons. The record is from RefSeq and is a predicted model, not a curated record. The coding region runs from base 1 to 1203 and encodes 400 amino acids. Gene Ontology annotation, cellular component: extracellular region.